AUGUUGUUCCAUACUUUCAAGUCUCUCGUGAUCGGGCUGGCGCUCGGCGCCAGCACCGUGUUGGCACAGAAUUCCUCCCAUUCGCUCGUGAGCCGUCGCCUCACCGAGUACCUUAUGCCCGUCGCCACUGAGACGCAUGAGUUUGCGCGCGUGCCGAACUCGAAUUUCGUGUUGUUGACGCAGAUGUCUGACAGCGAGCUUAUCAAGAUCGAGUUGGACCCAACCACUGAGGAGCCCAUUGCUUUCCACUCGUUCCGUAUGGGAAGGAACAGUACUACUUCCAUGCUCCAUGGCGUGUGGCCAUCGACGGUAUACCCCGGUAUGAUGUGGUUGUCGCUGCAGGGCGAAAACAAGCUACUGCUCGUGGAUCCCGGCAAGAAACUCUCGACUGCGCCGAUCAUCAAGAAGACUAUUAAUAUCCCGGCGCCGGGCAACGGCCCGCAUUGUGUGUUUGAGAUUGGCAACCGCGUCUGGGCCGGCCUCAAGGUGGCAUCCAAGCAAAGUGGCAAGUACUUUGUGUUCUCUGCCGAUGUCCACAACCCCAAGAACUACACGUUGUAUCCGGCGCUCAACAGCCCGGUUUUUAUCACGGAGGAACCGACCACCGGCUUGAUCUACGUCACACAAGACAAGGACUCGUCCAUCAUGCGCAUCAAUGCUACCAGCGGCGAGACGAAGCAGAUGCACAUCCCGCCUAGCGUCGGCAACAACGCCGUCGGAAUGAUCUCCGCUAAGGGUCCCCUGAGUGGUGUUUGGUUCACUCUCGCUGGCAAUGCCACUGGUGGCACCGGCACCUUUGGCCAUAUCGGAGCCUCUGGCAAGAUGGAAUUUUUCAAGCUUAAGCACCCGCUGCUCGGCACCAAUGCUGGAUUACUACACAUCGCUGAUGCGUCGACCGCGGUCGGCCCAGCCCUGUGGCUCUUGUCUACGUCGCUGCUCAGCACUAACUCGCCCGAUGCCUUGAUCCGCGUGACCUUUGACGCCUCCACGAAAUCCGUAGCUGACGAAGAGUACAUCUCUAUGCUUACUCAAAAUGCCAUGGUGCACCGCAUCUUGCCCCUGAACAAAACGGUCUUGGUGUCCGAGCUCCACACAUUUACACUCGCCCAACUCUCGUACAAAAACACCGUUGCCGGGAAGUGGCUGCCAGCUGAGGCUGUCACUGACAACACGGUUUACACCCAGGCAGGUUGA
Penicillium samsonianum is the source of this 1194-nucleotide messenger RNA. RefSeq lists its product as uncharacterized. Bases 1 to 1194 code for a protein of 397 amino acids. The record is from RefSeq and is a predicted model, not a curated record. The transcript has a single exon. NCBI's taxonomy places the organism in Eukaryota, Fungi, Ascomycota, Eurotiomycetes, Eurotiales, Aspergillaceae. Gene Ontology annotation, molecular function: protein binding.